This is a messenger RNA of Mya arenaria, 3046 nucleotides long. Its product is annotated as N-acetyllactosaminide beta-1,6-N-acetylglucosaminyl-transferase-like. The transcript has 3 exons. Gene Ontology annotation, molecular function: acetylglucosaminyltransferase activity. The record is from RefSeq and is a predicted model, not a curated record. Bases 1394 to 1966 code for a protein of 190 amino acids. Lineage: Eukaryota; Metazoa; Mollusca; Bivalvia; Myida; Myidae. Gene Ontology annotation, cellular component: membrane.
GGUUUUGAUUUACUACAGAGUUUAUUUAACACAUCCUUAACCCUUUUAUUAAUAUAAACAUGUUUUAAGACCUUUCCAAGCAAAGUAGACCCAGAUCACAAAGCUCCUGCAUAAUCUUUUAGACCAGGGUCUGCUUUGGUUUUGAUUUACUACAGAGUUUAUUUAACACAUCCUUAACCCUUUUAUUAAUAUAAACAUGUUUUAAGACCUUUCCAAGCAAAGUAGACCCACAUUUACAGCCAUUUCUCGGUAACAAGCUGGUAGAAUUUCAUGAAACUUUAAAUAUGAAACAAUAUACUGGGAUGUCCAAUAUUAAUUUUUGAUUGGUCAACUUUCCUUUGAGUUAUCGCCCUUGAUUUUUUGAAAAACCCGCGUUUACAUCCAUUUCUCAGUAACUAGACAGUAGAAAUUCAUGAAACUUGAAAUAAAUAUGAAGCAACAUACUGCAAUGAUGCCUGUUAAAAGACAUUUGGAAUGGGUAAUUUCUAUUAGAGUUAAUCUCUGUGAAAUGAUGUUCUUGUGUUUAAUUACUGUUCAAGAACUAUGCAAAACUGUACUAGAACAGUAACUGAUCACUUUUAAGAACAGUUGUACUUGAACAGUUCAAGAACACUUUUUAAGAACAGUUCUUGAAUUUUUUAAAGGCUAUUGUUGUUCUAAUACUGUUCUAUAUUAAAGUCUAGCACAAUAUAAGAACAGUUCAUGAAUAGUGUUUGCACUUAAAAUGUUCUUGAACUGUUCAUAAAGACAAGUUGGCACAUUUAAAGAUUAGUUUAUGAACUUUUAUGUUCUUAAUAUGUUCUUGAAAUGUUCUUUUUUAAACAAUUUGGCACAUCAUAGGAACAGCUUAUGAACAUGGCAAGUUCUUAAAAUGUUCUGCAUAUGUCUUUGAAAGGAAACUUGUACAAAAACACAAGUUCAUAUGAACUCGGCGCUCUGACAAAACGGGUCUUACUUACAUCAGAGAAUGAUGUUGACUUCAAUUUUUGACGUAUCACUCCUAGUGCAACACAAGAAAGUUACUUAAAAACAGCAUGGCCAUACCUAUUAGGCAUGGGAACUACGUAAGAACGGUCGUUAUCAUCAAUGUGAAGAUAAACAAGCACUUUCUUCAGGUAAGUAACAUCCACCACUGAUAGAAGAUCUGAUUGUCUUACAGUAAUGUAAUGGUUUGGGAGUCUAAUUCCAGGUGCAUAUUAGAUAUAACUGCAUAACCAAUGUCCUGAAACAAAAUGAAGUAUCUGAUAGUGCCUAUUUUAUCAUCUGCAUACAAAACAACACUACAAACUCUUUUCUCCAUUCUUCUAUACUGCUUUGAAUGAAACAUUUUAUCAUUAACUAUGACUCUGUCAACUUUUUUUAAAUUCAGAAAGGCACCAUGAUCCUGAUUUAGAUGCUGAACUACUUCAUUCUCUACUUCUUCAAAUUUUACAGAGCAAACAAAAAUCGAUGGGCCAAUGCAGGACCUCCACCUCACGGGGUUGUGCCAACCAAAGGUGCCGUUCACAUAAUUGCCAGUCGGGGCUACGUUGAUUUCGUGCUUCACGACCCCAUUGCCGCUGAUCUACUAAACUGGACUCGAAAGACGUCGGUUCCUGACGAGACUUUCUUCUCGACGAUCAAUCAUAAUCCGUCUUUAGGAGUACCGGGAUCGUACAAAGGCUUACCAGAGACGGACGGAGAUAUUAAGCCAUUCCUUGCCCGCUACAAGAACUGGGGCGAACGAAAAUGUCAUGGGAAGCGGGUGCGGCUCGUUUGCGUCAACGGGGCCGGCGACCUCCCUCCCUUGAAGGACAAGCGACAUCUAUUCGUGAAUAAGUUUCAUCAGGAGUUCCAUCCCCUGGCAUACGAUUGCCUGGAGGAGUUGUUGUUCAAUAGAACUAGGGACGGUCACCUCGGACUAAGGAUCUUCAAUUCAACCUUUUAUACUAAUCUCGGAUUUGUGAAAAAUAAAGUUGGCCGCUGAUGUUAUGUGAGCUUUUUUGCUUUAUUCAUGGUUUGAUUGAGCAAGCGCUCGACUGUUGAAGCUUUAAACUUUUAAAUUGUAUUGAUAACACUAUUUAAUCUUAAUGCUAUCUUUUUUGUUCAACGUUAAGGAUCUCCUAAUGAGUGCCUUGUAUGUAUGCUUUGACCCUCAAGUCAUUUAACACGAUUCUACUUACACGAAUUACUGCUUUGUUUGUCCCUGUUAUUCGAUUUGUAUCAUCCCAUCAAACUGUUGCUGCACGAUGGUGGAGACACACAACGUUCUUAUAUGUAAUUAAAAAUGUUUGAAAAGAUACUUAAAAUCUGCUUGCUAAGGCAAGGAUUUUUGUUCCUUGUGAGACAGCUUGAUGAUAUCGCAGAAACACAUUGAAAUACGCUCGUACUACUCAAACUCAUAUAUAAGUGAUUUGGUUUUCAUUUUUUGGUUAUUGAGGUCAAUGCCAAGGUCCACAAUACCUAACAUUGGAAAGCAGUUUUAGCUCUAUCAAUGUAUCCAAGAAUGAUGUGCAGUGAUUAAACACACACAAUUCUGCCCAUUGUCUUGAAUGCAAAAUGUACGGCUGCAUUUCUAAUUUAUUUUUACCUUCAUCAGUGUUCAAAGAUUGAAUCAAAAUUACACGUUUUAACUGUUUAGUUUACAUUCCGCUUUAGGAAGGGUGUCCGCGUUUGCUUGCAUUUGUUGAGGAUAUUGCCCUUUUUGUAUAUGAUCAUUACAGAGUAUUUUCAGUUAAUUUAUUAGUUUAUUUGAUUAUCGAGUGACACUUCAUUGACUUCCCCAAUGAGGCUUAUAUGUUUAAUUUUGAUAUAUUGUUGGGCAAAUGUGAAGUUGAGCGCUUGUAUACUAGUACUUACUUAGUUUUCACUGACCAUGCCUAUGCAGCCAUUUAGAUAUUUUAGCAAUAACAUUUUGCGAUAUGUGUGUAAUGGUAUUGUGGUCUCAUAACAUUGCCUCAAUGUCGUUGCCUUUUUUGCUUAAAUCCUCGAAUACGAUUAUGUUAUAGGAUAUUGUUCAGGUAGUUUCCUUUGUUUUUUUUAAUAAUAAUAAAUAGUAUAAAACGUU